AUGAUUAAACUUAGAUAUUCUAAAAGAUCUAAAAGUAAAUAUAUUUCCAAAGUUAGAUCAUCUAAUAGAAAAAAAAGAAAGAUAUCAGAUAAAACUAUCAAAAAAGCUAUAGUUAAAAAAAUUAAACAAAAUAAUCGUGAAUAUACACCUGAAUUUGUUUCUUUGACUACGAAUUUAAGUAUUCUUGGUUAUACUUCGAUAUUAUCAACAAUACAAUGCACAAAAGAAAUUAUAACAUUUCUUACUGGUCAACCUCUUAAAUCAUGCUUAUCUUCAACAGACAAAAGUACUAGAGGAGAAAAAAAAAUAUUUUUAGUAUGUAUAGCUUACUGGAACGAGAAUAAACAAGAACCUAUGCUUACUAUUCUUAAUAUGAAAGAUUUGGAUCGUUGUUUAGCAUCCACGGUAUCUUUAAGCGUAGGAGAAGCUCUUAGAUCAACAGGUGGUGCUAUUAUUAAAUUCAAUCAGCAAUAUUCGGCAAAAGCAACUCGAAUUCCUUGUGGUCUACAUGCGUUACAUAUAGCUUCAACACAUUUUAAUGAUAUGACAUUUGGAAAAAUUAAAUCAAUUUCAGGAAUUUCUUUAGAUCCACAUCCGUCGAAUGUUCUUAAUCUGGCUUAUUAUCUUCAUUGCGGAUAUAAUGAAUCUGAUAAAGACAAUCCAUUAAAUAUGAAAACAGAGAAAAUUAGCGAAUUAUAUAAAGCAUUACUUAAUUAUAAUCUUAAAAAAUAUCAAAAACCUAUCUCAACCCGUUGGUUAUAUCAAUUAACUACAGCAAAACUAUAUUUAGAUUGGAAAGAUAUUCAUUUACAAUUUUCUAGUUGGUUUAUCAACCAACUAGAAAAAGCAAACAAAAUUCCUGAAAGUUAUUUAAAAAAAUGGAAAACGUUUUAUAAUUUUUUACAAAAUGAUAAAUUAAAUAUAGAAAUUCAAAUAAUAGAUACAAAUACUACGAAUCUUCCAAGUGGAUUUAGAGCGAAUGAAAUGCCAGAUAAAGUCGAACAAUGGAUUAAUGAAUUGCAAAUAGCAGCUGAACAUCCUGACGAAGUCUUUGUAGAAGAGAUGCUAUUAACUCAUGAAGCUUUAUCUACAGAUGAGUUUGAUGAUUUAAUAAAUAGAAUUGGACAUGGAUUAGUAAAAGCAUUAGAUGCAUUUAAACGAUGGAUGGAUCCAUGGACACAUUUACCUCUUUCUAUAUGCCGGCUUGGAGGAAUUUAUGGUCCCGAUUUUGCAAUUGCAAUUAUUAAGUUUCACCAAGUUCCACCAUGA
Messenger RNA from Cetraspora pellucida, 1269 nucleotides. The record is from the annotation of a GenBank genome assembly. NCBI's taxonomy places the organism in Eukaryota, Fungi, Glomeromycota, Glomeromycetes, Diversisporales, Gigasporaceae.